This is a messenger RNA of Colossoma macropomum (tambaqui), 4155 nucleotides long. It is a transcript of the gene osbpl8, whose product is annotated as oxysterol binding protein-like 8. The transcript has 25 exons. Lineage: Eukaryota; Metazoa; Chordata; Actinopteri; Characiformes; Serrasalmidae. The record is from RefSeq and is a predicted model, not a curated record. Gene Ontology annotation, cellular component: intracellular membrane-bounded organelle; membrane; cytosol. Gene Ontology annotation, molecular function: cholesterol binding. Bases 562 to 3276 code for a protein of 904 amino acids.
GAGAGUUGCAGUAAAAACGCUUCUGUUUUCAUGCUGCUCUGAGGAUGAUUCGCGUUGAUGUACGACCUGUUUGUAAACGUUCAUUAAUGUUCACCAGCGUUUAUUAGAGUUGACCGGUGUUGAUUUAGGAGUCUGUGAGUUGGUCGCAGGUGUGUUUUUUGUGCCCGGAUGGUAAAGAAGCGCAUCUUCAGGCUUUUGUUCGUUUUUUUUGGAGUUCAGAUUAAACCAUCUGCAGAUUCACCCUCACUUCUGAACAUCUGGCUGAACAGCAUUUCGGAGCUUUAACUUCAUAUUCACCUACAGCCUUCAUCAUUAUCAUCAUUAUCAUCUGAUCAGUGUGGAUCCUCCUACUACAGCCGGAACACAAAUUCACUUUCACUCCGGAGGAGGAGGAGGAGGGGGACCUGCUGCUGCUGUUUCUGAGGAUUAAACACUUCAGAUCGUCUAAUCAGACACCAACUCAAGCGACUAUACUUUUCUCCAGCAGAGACCUUCACCUGGACUUGAAUGCAUGCUGUACUCUGAGCCAAACUGACACACGAACGCUCUCUCUGGUAAAACAUGGAGCCUUCUGCUGAUGCUCAAACAGAUCCUGAAAAAACAUUGCACCAUGCAGAGAACAGAGAGCAGCCUGCCCCCUCAGCUGCUGUGAUGCCUGGAGAUGAUGCAGCACUUCUGACGCCGGUGAGGAUGACUCAGCGUGGGAAAGAAACGGGAAUACACACCCCCAACAAAGACCUCCUCUUGACCCCCUCCCUCAGCCCAGGGGUCAGCACACACGGUUUUGAGCGAAAGGAAGAAAUCUUACCUCUGAAAGAAGACUCUUCACUCUCCAUAUCAAAAAGCAAAUCUGAGACCAAACUCUAUAAUGGAUCAGAUAAAGAUGUUUCAGCCUCUGGGAACAAACUCACCAAGAAAGAGUCUCUUAAGGUACAGAAGAAAAACUACAGGGAGGAGAAAAAGCGAGCGACUAAAGAGCUCCUGAGCACCAUCACUGAUCCAUCUGUUAUUGUCAUGGCCGACUGGCUCAAGAUCCGCGGUACUCUGAAGAGCUGGACGAAGCUGUGGUGUGUGUUGAAGCCCGGCGUAUUACUGAUCUAUAAGACGCAUAAGAAUGGGCAGUGGGUGGGCACCGUGCUGCUGAGUGCCUGUGAGCUUAUCGAGAGACCCUCAAAGAAGGACGGAUUUUGCUUCAAACUGUUUCACCCACUGGAGCAGUCUAUAUGGGCCGUGAAGGGCCCUAAAGGAGAAGCUGUUGGCUCCAUCACGCAGCCACUGCCCAGCAGUCACCUCAUCUUCCGUGCUGCCUCUGAAUCUGACGGCCGUUGCUGGAUGGACGCUCUGGAGCUGGCUCUGAAGUGUUCCAGCCUGCUGAAGAGGACGAUGAUCCGGGAGGGAAAAGAAGAACCUGCAGCUGCCACAGAAACCUCACACACGCACACACACAUCAACUUCUACAGCCUUCUCAGAGCACACAACAUGCAGGGCUUCCAGUUCACUGAUGGUGAGCAGUUUAAGGAUGUGGACCUGUACUCAGAUAAAUCAGACAGAGAGAACGAGCAGGAGGAGAACGAGUGGGAGAAGAGUGAAGAGAGCGACAGCGACACCAGUGACCGACAGGACGACUCAUAUGCUGACCUGGAGCCCAGCGAGAACCUGAGGGAAACAAUCUACGUUCAGCAGAGCCACGAGGAGCUGGGCGAGGCUGGUGAAGCGUCUCAGACUGAGACCGUCUCAGAGGAGAAUAAAUCUCUGAUCUGGACACUGCUGAAACAGGUACGGCCGGGGAUGGACCUAUCUAAAGUCGUUCUGCCCACCUUCAUCCUAGAGCCGCGGUCGUUCCUGGAUAAACUGUCUGAUUACUACUUCCAUGCUGACUUCCUGUCCGAAGCUGCCGUGGAGGAGAAUGCAUAUAACCGCAUGAAGAAGGUGGUGAAGUGGUACAUCUCUGGAUUCUACAAAAAGCCAAAGGGUCUGAAGAAGCCAUACAACCCCAUCAUCGGAGAAAUGUUUCGCUGCAUGUGGAUUCACCCUAAAACCAACAGCAAAACCUUUUACAUAGCAGAACAGGUUUCCCAUCAUCCACCAGUCUCUGCCUUCUAUGUUAGUAACAGGAAGGACGGGUUCUGUCUGAGCGGCAGCAUUCUGGCCAAAUCCAAGUUCUACGGAAACUCUCUGUCAGCCAUUUUGGACGGUGAAGCCAGACUGACCUUCCUGAACAGAGGAGAAGAUUACAUCAUGAACAUGCCAUACGCCCACUGCAAGGGUAUUCUGUACGGUACAAUGACUCUGGAGCUGGCAGGCCAGGUGUCCAUCACCUGUGAGAAAACAGGAUACAGUGCCCAGCUGGAGUUCAAACUGAAGCCAUUCCUGGGUAGUAGUGACAGUGUUAAUCAGAUCAGUGGGAAGAUUAAACUGGGGAAGGAAGUGCUGGCUACAAUGGAGGGACACUGGGAUUGUGAGAUCUUUAUAAACGAUAAGAAGACGGGUGUGGUGGAGACAUUUUGGAACCCGACGCCAGAACUACGGCAGAGUCGUCUCACCCGUUGUACCGUCCCACAUGAGGAACAGGGCGAAUUUGAGUCUGAGAGAUUGUGGCAGCAUGUGACAAGGGCCAUAAACAAUAAGGACCAGACAGAGGCCACCAAUGAGAAGUUCAUUCUGGAGGAGGCUCAGAGGAAAUCGGCCCGUGAAAGGAAGGCAAAGUGUGAAGAGUGGGCUCCAGCACUGUUUGAGCAAGACCCAGGCACAGGAGAGUGGCAUUACAGAUAUGCAGAUACUCGUCCAUGGGAUCCGCUGAAUGAUCUGAUCCAGUUUGAGAAAGAUGGCUGUAUUCAGACUAAAGUUCGUCACAGGACUCCUAUGGUACGUUCAGCCAGUGUAGUUAGUCUCAGUGCCCAGCAGGGCGCCCGGAGGGACAAUUACCUGAGCCAGGUAACGGGACCAAAACGGAAGCACAAACAGAAUGAUAAGCCCAAAAACCCAGAAAGUGGCUGCUCCUCUCCGGAACCGGAUCGACAGGACUCGUCUGGCAGUGAGAGGCACAAGAGUAAACCCAGCAAUCGCCUGAGGAAAAAAGCUCCAGAACUUUCUGAACUUCAGAGCGCAGUGGAGUCCAUCAGACACACACAGGAGGAGAUCAACAGGAGUAUCAGUGCUCUGAGGAGUCGAGUGUCGGUUCAGUCUGAGCCCAGCUCCUUCCUCACUCAGAGAGAUUAUGCCAUCAUCCUCUUCCUCAUCAGCGCACAGAUCAUCCUCACCAUCAUCUUCAAAUAAACUUAAAUUCAGGAUUAAAGACUAAAACUCAUCUUCAGAUCGAGUCUGCAGAUUAAUCCUGAGCACAAACUCAGGAUUAAGGACUGAAUCGGAACUGGACAUCACUCCGUCCAUCGCUCUCUCACUGUUGACCUCUAAACGCCUCCACUUUAACUGAUUUAUUUUUUUUUUUUACACUCUGAAGGAUCCUGAAUUUUAGAAAGAGGUGCUCGAGGACGGCCAGCAGGUGAAGUGCAUUUUAUGGACUGCACAGGAAAGGUGAAAGCCGUUGGAAUGAAAAGCACCAAGUUUUACUUUAUUCUUUUUAUUAUUAUUUUAAAGAGUGCUUGUUCCUACUGCUGUGAGUGUGCGUGCGUGUGUGCAUGCAUGUGUGCGCGUGUGUGUGCGUGCAUAUGUAAGAGCUUAAACUGUCUUCUCCAAAAAAAGCAUAAGAAAAAAAGAAAAUGAAACGGGACUGACAUGUUUGAGGAAAAUUUUAAUUGCAGAUGUGUUUUUUUAAUAAUUAACACAAAUGUAUGGGAACAAUUUCAUCAGUCUUAAUGUUAAUAGAAGUGAAACAGUAUCAAGUCAAUCUACAUUUCAUAUCUGUAGUUUACAGUAGCUGAUAUAGAUAUGUAGAUAUAGAAGUGAAAUAUUACUCUAUAAACAGCAUCAACCUCCAUGCUAAUCUGGCACUAAUUUAGUGUUAGCAUGAGGAACAGCAGUUUUUGGUUUAGGAUUACGAUUAUGGUUUAGAUUUAGGGAUUAGGUUUAGGAUUAGGAUUGAUCCUGCUGUUAGAGUUUAGUAAAGGCUGUAGCAGAACUUCCUGUAGCUUCACCCAUUCUGUUUUAUGUAAAUAUAAUUAAAGCCAAAUAGGCCGUCAGGCUCUGUAGGAACGA